CAUGCGUUGGCGGGACCCGCGCAGGUCCAGAGGCUGAGCGGCGCCCUGGGGCCGACCCCACCGGCUCCAACGCUGCUGCCUGCGCAGUUCGUCUGUCGAGCCGGAGGACGAGGUGAACCUCGCAGCCGCUGCUAUCUCCAGCGUUCAUCACAGGGUGUGGUGUCGAUCUGAAGAAUAUUUUGCUUUCAAAGGAGAGAUGUUGUCUCCAAAUGAUAAAAAGUUAGGAAAACUGGAUCCAUUUUAUCGACCUUCAGUGUCUAAGCAGAAGACCAGUGCAGAAAUCAUAAGUGAAGCACGAAAUGCAUUAAGAACGGUUAGAACCCAAAGACCAUUUACACCACAGGAAGACCAAAGAAAACUGUUCGGACCUGCAUCUUCACGAACAUCGGAAAAUAGACCUCCUUCCUCCUUCAGCCUCCAUGCAUCCAGUUUUGAGUCAUCUGAUUCCAGGUCUAUCUCUGGCGCACGUCUUAGUCCACUAGAGCUGAAACCGAAAGUUCCAGCAUCUCCCACCACAGAGGAGGAUUCCUGCUUUUCCUUUCCUAAGCCCCCAGUGGACGCUGCGAAGAUUAGAAGAAUAAGCAGUGCCAGGGCUCGCUUAUUCAGGGCUGCCUCCCAGGGGGCCCUUCUGCCGGACAGAUCCCUUCCUCCCUCUGACUCAAAGAAGACAGUGGAAUCCAAAGAAACAGUUAUGAUAGCAGACUCUCUGGUGAAAAUAAAUGGGAUUUAUUUAACAAAAUCAAAUACUAUUUGCCACUUAAAGAGUCACCCACUUCAGCUAACUUAUGAUGGAGGCUUCAAUGAAAUAAAGAAGCAAGAAAUGUUCAAAGGAACAACAUCCUUACCAUCUCAUCUCAAGAGUGGAGGGGACCAGGGGAAAAGACAUGCAAGGGCCUCAUCAUGCCCCAGCAGCUCAGACCUGAGCAGGCUGCAAACCAAAGCAGAAGAAAACAUUGAAACAGUUUGUGCUGCUUGCACACAGCUUCAUCACGCUUUAGAGGAAGGAAACAUGCUUGGAAAUAAAUUUAAGAAAAGAAGUAUUCUCCUGAAGACCCUAUAUAAACUAGUUGAUGUUGGUUCAGACUUGCUCAGCCUGAAACUUGCAAAAAUAAUUCUAGCACUUAAAGUGAGUAGAAAGAAUCUUCUUAAUGUCUGCAAACUUAUAUUUAAAAUUAGCAGGAAUGAGAAGAAUGAUUCUUUGAUUCAAAAUGACAGCAUUCUGGAAUCAUUAUUGGAGGUACUAAGAAGUGAAGACCUGGAAAUGAACAUGGAAGCUUUUUUAUACUGUAUGGGGUCUAUAAAGUUCAUUUCUGGAAAUCCAGGAUUUCUUAAUGAAAUGAUCAGCAAAGGUGCUGUGGAAAUACUGAUAAAUUUGGUAAAGCAAAUAAAUGAGAACACCAAGAAAUGUGGUACAUGUUUGCCUAAUUCGGGCCACUUGCUAGUUCAGGUGACUGCUACAUUGAGAAACUUGGUUGAUUCACCGUUAGUAAGAAGUAACUUCCUAAGCAUCAGUGCCCUUCCCCAGCUCUGCACGGUGAUGCAACAGUACAUGGGUGACAAGGACGUCUGUACCAAUAUUGCCAGAAUAUUCAGCAAACUUACUUCUUACCGUGACUGCUGUGGAGCCUUGGCCAGCUAUUCCAGAUGUUAUGCCUUGUUUUUGAAUCUAAUUAACACAUACCAGAAGGAGCAGGAUAUAGUCGUUCGUGUUGUUUUUAUUCUUGGCAACCUGACUGCGAAGAAUAACCAGGCUCGUGAACAAUUUUCCAAAGAGAAAGGGAGCAUCCAAACUCUGCUGUCAUUAUUCCAGACUUUCCAUCAGCUCGAUCUGCAUUCCCAAAAACCGGUGGGCCAAGGAGGCGAGCUGUACAGGGCGCAGAGGCUGCCGUCAGAGGCAGAGGACGUGCUCAUCAAGCUGACCCGUGUGCUCGCCAACAUUGCCAUCCACCCUGGCAUGGGCCCGGUGCUGGCCACCAACCCAGGGAUAGUGGGCCUGCUCCUGACCACGCUGGAAUACAAGUCACUUGAUGAUUGUGAGGAGCUGGUGAUCAAUGCUACAGCGACAAUCAACAAUUUAUCUUACUACCAAGUGAAGAAUUCCAUAAUUCAAGACAAAAAGCUUUAUAUUGCAGAAUUGCUCUUAAAGCUUCUUGUCAGUAACAACAUGGAUGGAAUCCUGGAGGCUGUGCGCGUUUUUGGAAAUCUCUCCCAGGACCGCGAUGUCUGUGAUUUCAUUGUGCAGAACAAUGUACACAAGUUCAUGAUGGCACUGCUGGAUGCUCGGCAUCAGGAUAUCUGCUUUUCUGCCUGUGGUGUUCUCCUCAAUCUCACUGUGGAUAAAGACAAGCGUGUCAUCCUCAAAGAAGGAGGUGGCAUUAAAAAGUUGGUGGAUUGUUUAAGAGAUUUUGGUCCUAUGGACUGGCAGCUGGCCUGCUUGGUUUGUAAAACUUUGUGGAACUUCAGUGAAAACAUCACUAAUGCUUCGUCAUGUUUUGGAAAUGAAGACACCAACACACUCUUACUCCUGCUGUCAUCAUUUUUAGAUGAAGAACUAGCACUGGAUGGCAGUUUUGAUCCAGACCUAAAAAACUACCACAAACUCCACUGGGAAACAGAAUUCAAACCUGUGGCACAGCAGCUUCUAAACCGAAUUCAGAGACAUCACACCUUCCUGGAACCCCUGCCUGUUCCCUCUUUCUAACACGAUGCAGAUUAACAGUAGAAACAGGAAGUCACGUCUCCCUCAUUCUUAAGAACUGGUAACAAAUGUGAUUACUUUUUUCAGCAUUAACACAUAUGGAAAAUUUUUCAAGAACUGCUUUUAGUGAGUAGCCAAAGUAUUUUUUUAAAAAAUAAGCAUUUAUUCUUGUUAGGGUAUUAUGGAAAAAUGAAUAUACAUGUUAUAUUUCCUGUUAAGAGAAAUGUAAGAUGAAAAUAUACGCAUUUUUAAGUAAAUGACUUUUUCUUCUAUUCUCUAUUAAAUAAUUUAGUUCUAGUCUUAAAAUCUUGAUUUAGCAGUUUUGGAAUUAAAGUGUUCGUUAAAUGAACUGAGCAGUAAAGGCUGUUCGAUUAUGAAGAAGGGUAGUCAGCGUGAAUGGAACACAUUACAACAUAGGAUCUGUGUUAAUUCUUACCGCAUCAAAUAAUAAAUGUUCUCUCUAAGUACCAGUAUUUUUCUGGUCCUCAUAGUAAAGAGAAUGAGUAAGCAGAAAAUCAUAGAGAAAACUGCUUUGGGCCAUCUAUUCUUUAUUAAAUAAGUAAAAUAGAUUAAAACAAGAGUAUCUUUUCAUUUGAAAUAAAAUGACUGGACUAAGUCCUCUGAAUUGUAACUCUCUGUGUUUGGCAGGUGAUGUAAUGCAUUCGAAAGCAUGUAGGCCUAGGUGAAUGGUAGACCUGAGCCUGAAUCCUUGCUCUCCCCUGCAAGCUGUGUGGGCCUAGAACAAACAAGUAACUUAAUUUCUGGAGCUUCAACUGUAAAAUGGGAAUCAUAUCUAUUUUACUGUAGUGUAGUUUAGAACAAACUAUUAAAUGGGCAAAUGGCGCAUCCAGUGUAUGAUGUGGAGUGGAUGCUCAAGAACAUGAUGAUGGCAAGCACUUUAUUAGCUUGCUGUGCUUUGUAGGAUGAGUUUGGCCUUUGAAUAAAUGAUUAAAAAACAAAAAAUUGAGAUUACUAUUGUUAUCCUA
Messenger RNA from Sapajus apella (tufted capuchin), 3684 nucleotides. It is a transcript of the gene ARMC2, whose product is annotated as armadillo repeat containing 2. The record is from RefSeq and is a predicted model, not a curated record. NCBI's taxonomy places the organism in Eukaryota, Metazoa, Chordata, Mammalia, Primates, Cebidae. Gene Ontology annotation, molecular function: protein binding. The transcript has 17 exons. Gene Ontology annotation, biological process: sperm axoneme assembly; cilium organization. Bases 197 to 2701 code for a protein of 834 amino acids.